AUGUCGUCGUCCUCCUCCUCAUCAAACGCCGGUCUCAACGUCAUCGCCUUGGUCUCAGGUGGCAAAGACAGCUUCUUCUCGGCCCUGCACUGUCUCGAGAACGGGCACCGCCUUGUCGCCCUGGCCAACCUGCACCCCCCUUCUCCCCUGCCUAAACGAGAGGAUGAGGAGACGGACCUCAACUCGUUCAUGUACCAGACUGUCGGGCACCAGGUCAUCCCGCUGUACGCCGACGCCACGGGCCUCCCCCUGUACCGGCAACCCAUCCUUGGCGGCGCCGUGCAGAGCGGGAGGGAAUACUCCACCGUCAGGGCCGCCACUACCACAAGCAGACAAGACGGUGGUGGCACAGCAGCAGCGGAACAGGACGAGACGGAAUCCCUGGUGCCCCUCCUCAAGGCCGUCCUCGCCUCCCACCCCGAGGCCAACGCCCUCAGCGCCGGUGCCAUCCUGAGCACCUACCAGCGCACCCGUGUCGAGUCUGUGGCCCUGCGCCUGGGUCUCGUCCCGCUGGCCUAUCUCUGGAAGUACCCCAUCCUCCCGCCGCCACCCCCGCCGCUGCCUUCUGCCGAGGCACGCGGUGCGGUGGCGGACGAAGCACAGCUGCUGCUGGAUAUGGCAGCGGCAGUUCUCGAGGCGCGCAUCAUCAAGGUCGCCUCGGGAGGGCUGGACGAGGGGUUUCUUUGGGAGAACGUCGCGGCGCCGAGGGGCAUCACGAUGCUCAAGAGGGCCAUGGGGCGGUUUGGGUCUGCGGUUCUGGAGACGGGGGCUAUCUUGGGCGAGGGUGGGGAAUUUGAGACGCUUGUUCUGGAUGGACCGACGAGGUUAUUUGGUAAGAAGGUUGUUGUGGAGGAGGGCGAUCGGUUGGUAGUGAGGGAAGGAGGUGGGAUGGCUUGGCUGAAGGUGAGGCGGGCGAGGGUGGAGGAGAAGAAGAAGAAGACGGCUGAAGAGGAGGAGGAGGAGGAGGAGGAGGAAGAGAAAGGCGAGGGCGCCGUGGUGAGGAGACCUGCAUUGUUUGAUGAGAGGUUUCAGCGGGUGGUUGAUGUGUUGAACGCUGCUGUUGUCGAUGAUGAUGACGACGACGGUGACGACCUCGACCUGACCCCUCUCACCCUCAAAGCGGCUGAUCACUCUUCUCCUGCCUUUUACCACCUUCAUCAACCCGCGUCGCCACCCCAGAUUCUGCAGCAGACCUGGGCCAUCACUCGCCCACAGACAACAGACGCCCACAACCUCCUCACCAUCCAGGAAGAGACCAGCAUCCUAGUCAACGAGAUCCGCUCACACCUGACCACACACAACCUCACACCAGCCUCCAUCAUCAGCACCAUCAUCAUCCUCCGCUCCAUGGCCGACUUCCCCGCCAUCAACACCAUCUACGGCGCCCUCUUUACAGAGCCAAAUCCUCCCUCUCGAGUGACCAUCUCGUGCGGUGAUCUUCUCCCUGACGGCGCCGGCAACAUAGCCAUCUACCUCACCGUCCCUACUAUUGCCCUCGACAGGCAGGGUCUCCACGUCCAGAGCAGAUCCUACUGGGCCCCAGCCAACAUAGGCCCCUACAGCCAGGCCAUCACAUUUCCCCUCCUCCUUGUGGCUGGAGGGACAACAACAACAACAACGACAGAGAGAGCGGUGCACAUCGCAGGCCAGAUCCCCCUCGUCCCAGCAAGCAUGGACCUGCCAGCCGCCGGCAUGGACGUCCAGCUCGUCCUGUCCCUCCAACACCUCUGGCGCAUAGCAGCCGAGCUGCGUGUCCAGUGGUGGACCAGCGCAGCCGUCUAUCUCCCGCGCGCAGAUGAGACCACCACCGCCCUGUCCACGCGAGAGAAAGCCCAACUGGCCUACCGUGCCUGGAAACAAGCACAUAAAUCAUCGUCUACUACUGACGAUGACGACGAUGACGAAGACGGCCCAGACUUAUGGGACCGCAAGUUCGACCCGCGCUACAUACCAGACCUGCCGGACUACACGCUGCUGGCAGACCCGGAAGCAGCAGGCUAUGGCGAGACAACAACAGCCAGUCACCCACCUGUGGUGCCGUUCUGUUUCGCCGCAGAGGUUGACGAGCUGCCGCGGUCGGCCGAGGCAGAAUGG
This is a messenger RNA of Cryphonectria parasitica EP155, 2094 nucleotides long. RefSeq lists its product as uncharacterized. The record is from RefSeq and is a predicted model, not a curated record. Lineage: Eukaryota; Fungi; Ascomycota; Sordariomycetes; Diaporthales; Cryphonectriaceae. Gene Ontology annotation, biological process: protein histidyl modification to diphthamide. The transcript has 3 exons. Gene Ontology annotation, molecular function: diphthine-ammonia ligase activity. The annotation marks the transcript as partial.